CCCAGAAUGCAUUGCAACACAUGGUCGCCAUUUUUGUUAAGAAGUGGGCUAGGCAAAGUUACACGACGGGACAGUCGGAGUGUUGGUUGCUGUCACUAAUUUUUAGCGCCUCGCACGGCGACUUCACUUUGUUUCUCGUGAAUGUCAAUAAUUAUAAUGGCUGUAAAGUUUAGAGUACUUGGUCCGAGGUAGGAUUGGCAAACUAUCCACUCGGUGGCGAAAAAAAAAAGACAGAAACACUCCCUCUGUCGGGAGGUAAUCAUGGCCGACAAAAUCUGUGGCGAUGGCAUUGGGAACAGUACUGGAAGAUUGUAUAACGCCGACGUAGAUUUAAUAACACCGUCUACAAUGUACGGCAGCAGCCCCGGCGAACCGAGGACGUUGGUGCAAUCUGUGGAUACCGCGGGACCGAAAAAGAAGCCGACGUCGUUUCAAAUCACCAGCGUCACCGUGCAAGGGUCCCGGUUAAGCAACGACGGCGGUGACGAGAGUGCCGACGACUUGGACGAAAGCCACACGGAGGACCUGAGCUCCGACAUUCUGGAUUGCUCCAAGACCACCGACACGGAGCAGUUGUCACCGACGGAAGACACCACGGCGGCCGUGCCGCCCGCCCCCGCCUCGGAGGCCGACCCCCCGGUGACGGUCAGUGCUGCUGCGCCCAGCGAUCCCGUGUCGGGCUUGUCCACCGCGGUGUCUGUGUCUCCGGCGGUGGUUACCGGCGCUGCGGGCACGCUAGCCAUCGUGGCUGGCGCGCCCGCGGCGCCCAGCACAACCGAGGGCCCCAUCAACCCCGACCACUGGCAGCGGCGCUUCAAGGUGGUCAAAAUCGUCAGCUCCGAGCCGUUCGGCCGAGGACGCUGGCUAUGCAUGGACUUUGUGGACCCGCCUGCCAUGCAGGCUGAUGCCAAGGCCGGCGAAGAGCGCGACAGCAACACCGCCGCCGCGGACCUCCCGCCGGCCGUGUCCAACGAAGCGGUGGCCCACGUGUACGAAAUUCCGGUCGGCCAGACAUACCCGGCCAACAGCCAGCAGAGCGGGCCUCUGUACGGCAUCAUCUUGCCGGUGUCUGGUCAGGGGGCCUCGCCCCUAAGCGUGCUUCAGCCGAUCGGCGAGCAGCAGCAGCAGCAGCCGACAGCGGUGGCCGAACCCGCAGCGGCUGUCCCACCGAAGCCGGCUGCGGUGGUCACACCUGCGGUGCCCGAACAACAGCAAGCUGUCGCAGCCGACGUUGCUGCUGCAACCCAGACCGUCGAGCCCAUCCCCGAGAACGCCACCAAGUCAGCCACGGAGGAAGACUCCGAGAGGUUUCCUGGCCGUGUGGCGAGGGUUCCCUCCCGGUUGCCCUUUGGCAAAGGUGGCCACAAGGCAAAGGUGCAUGAUUUGCUCCUCACGUCGGCUGGGAGCACGGUGGCAAUCGACAACAAAAUUGAGCAGGCCAUGGACUUAGUCAAGAGCCACCUCAUGUUUGCUGUGCGCGAGGAAGUGGACGUGCUCAAGGAAAAGAUAACAGAGCUGCUGGACCGGAUAGCUCAGCUAGAGUACGAGAACAACAUCCUGCGUGCCGGCGCCUCGCCGGAGACGCUGAGUCUACUGGCUCAGUCUACACAACAAGACGGUAGUGCCAGUGUCACAGCCGCAGCAGACGAUAGCGGCAGGUGGCCCAGCCGGUCGUGGUGCCGGCCCAGCCCGCAGUUGUGGUGCCAGCCCACCACCAGCAGCAGCCGCAAGCAGGCACCUGUUGCCUCAGUGCAACCUGUGGCCAUGCAGCCAGCUCCAGUGCAACCAGUGCAAGCUCCGCAACUUGUUACGGUUGUCCAGCAGCCACAACAGCUGGUACACCAGCAGCCGCAGCAGCUGGUACACCAGCAGCCGCAGCAGCUGGUACACCAGCAGCCACAACAGCUGGUGCAUCAGCAGCCGCAUCAGCAACCACAGCCUCUGCCUUCGCAACCUGUGCAGCUGCAGCACCAGCCCCACUUACCGCAGCAUCAGCAGCAACACCUACAACAAAAACAGCCCUUGCAACAGCCGCCACCCACGUAGCUUCUGUGUUAGUUGUACAUAGGACAGUUUAACCGGGAAAGCACCACUCGGUGGGGCGAAAAGGGAUGCAAGACAAGAAAGGACCAGUGUGCUUUACGUAUGAAGUGUCUUAGGUGUACAUAGACAGUGUGGCUUCCUUUCAUUUUUUUUUUUUCCACAAGUGAACUGGUGGGGUGGAAUAGUGACGACCGACCUGGUUAGCCGGUCCCUGUUGCCUUCUCUUUCCGGAAGAAGUACGAGGCGCUGUGAUGAAAAAAAGGUUCUGUGGCGUUCCUCUCUGUGCUCCCUACCCCUGUCUCACUGCAUUUCCUUUUUUUUUUCCCUCACUCUACUCAGCCAUGUGCCUCUGUCUCUCAUGUGUUAAGGAAAACUAUAGUCGUCACCGUCUUUUUCCCCGUUUUUCUUGACACAAAGUACUUUUUGCUCAUCUUGGUGGCGCGAGCACACCUGAGUCAUUGCUUUAUUACUUUUUUUUUUACUUUGUCCUUUGUUGUUAUGUAAAGAAAAGCAAAGUCUGGUCACAUGCAGCUUGCGUCCCAAGUGUGUGGUAUAUAUAUACAUACAUAUAUGUUUGUGUGUGUGCCGAAUCUGGCUUGAGACAAUUGAGAUGUCAGCAUGUCUUGGAAUGCUCACAGCAGUCAGUUUUGUGUGGUGUGAAUGAUUGGACUAACGUUUCUAGAUAAGCGACGGAAAAAAAAAAUACCCGCGAGACUGGCAGCCUUUUCAGAAAGGUGCAUGCAGGUUAGACUUCUAGCUUCUCAGUAAUAUAAGGACUGAAGAAAAAAAAAAAGGCAUCCUGUUAAUGAGCAGUUCCUAUCCUCCUGUCAUUUUAGAAUCUUCUGACCCAACUGCAUAUAGUGUAUCAGCAUGGGUUGUGUCCAUUCCUUUCCACUCAAGUUUUGACAGAUGGAAUUCCUUGUUGAGCUCUUUGCAAGCUUUAGUCAAGUCGGCAGUUUUGCUUCAGUGAAGGAGACUAAUGGGGAUGCACUUUUUAGUGAGUUUUACUCUGUUUUGGCCUUAAUGUGCAGACUCGUUAAAGCAUUAACCCCCUUCCCUCCUUUUUUAUUUACACUUGGAAAGCCUAGAUACUUUUUCCUCCUACUGGUGUCUGACAUGGUAGCUCUUGUAAUGCCUGUAUAUAGGAUGCAAAAGCGAAUAAUUUAUAUGGCAUUUCUACUGCUGUAUUUGGGCAACUGUCUUUGCCUAGGUCAAUAAAGCGCAUAUUUUUGUUAGGGAUGAGACGAAACAAAGCAAUUGGCUAUGCUGGUUUACUUGCUCUCUAAUAAUUAACUACCGACAUAUAGGGUAUCUGUUCGUCAUGCUGUUUUACAUAUUUAUUAGUUUUAAUCAGCUGCUGCAGUUCUUCGGUAAAAAACAAAACAA
Messenger RNA from Rhipicephalus sanguineus (brown dog tick), 3429 nucleotides. Its product is annotated as protein bunched, class 2/F/G isoform-like. Gene Ontology annotation, biological process: regulation of transcription by RNA polymerase II. NCBI's taxonomy places the organism in Eukaryota, Metazoa, Arthropoda, Arachnida, Ixodida, Ixodidae. The record is from RefSeq and is a predicted model, not a curated record.